AUGAAAAUAAAAAUCUAAGCCAACAGGAGCAGUCAUCAGAGUGCAGUGUCUGCUCCAACUAUUUGAGGAUCUGUUCAGAAUUUGCUUUGAUCAUCAUUAUUUUUUAUUAUUUUUUCAUUUAAGUAUAGGCAUAAAUUUUCCACAACAUGAUUUGUUUGAUAAAAUGUGUUUGGGCCAGUUUCUGGCUUCAGCUUUAUUUCUGCUUCAUUUGCAUGUGUGGCUCUCUCGGUGAAGUGUGUUAUUCAGUUCCAGAGGAGAUGCAGCGAGGCACUGUCAUUGGCAAUGUGGCAACAGAUUUGGGAAUAGAUGUGACUGAGCUUGUGUGGCGCAACGCUCGAGUUGUUGCUGAGGGUAGCCGACAGUUUUGCGAGCUAAACACAGAAACAGGCUCUCUGUUGGUGAUUGAGAGAAUGGACCGUGAGGAGCUUUGUGUGCAGUCUGCACCAUGUGUCCAGCAAUUCCAGCUGCUCCUGGAAAAUCCGCUCAAAGUGUACAGUCUUCUCUUAGACAUCCAGGACAUCAACGAUAACAGUCCGACAUUUGAAAAUGGUCAGAUUGAGCUGGAGCUACUGGAGUCAACGGUCCUGGGGAGGCGUUUUCCACUUGAAAGUGCUCACGAUCCUGACAUAGGAGUUAAUUCAGUUCAGCAUUAUCAGCUCAGUAAGAAUGAAUAUUUUGCUUUGGAGGUAAAUACCCAGUUGGACAGAAAUGCAUAUCCUGAACUGGUUCUUAAAAAGCCUUUGGAUCGAGAAAACCAAGCAGAUCAUUUUCUGACUCUAAAUGGAGUGGAUGGUGGCCGACCUUUUCGUUCUGGAACGACAUCAAUUCAUAUUCACGUGUUGGACGCCAAUGAUAAUGUUCCUGUGUUUGGUCAAAGCGUGUACAAAGUCAGUACGCAGGAAAAUUCACCUCAAGGCACUGUGUUGGUUAAAUUAAAUGCAACAGAUUUAGACAGUGGGAUUUAUGGGGAAAUUAGUUACUCUUUCAGUCAUGUGCCAGAUAAGACGAAGGGGGUUGUGGAAGUCGACCACGUGACAGGUGAGGUAAAGGUUAUGUUUGCAUUGGAUUAUGAGGAGGCCAGUUCUCACGAGCUGGAUGUACAAGCCAAAGAUGGGGGCGGACAGUCAUCUCACUGUAAACUCAUAAUAGAUGUGAUAGAUGUGAAUGACAAUUCACCUGUUAUUGCUGUUAAAUCAAUUACUUCUACUGUGCCAGAAGAUGCUUCAACUGGAACCAUGGUGGCUUUGCUGCACAUUUAUGACCUUGAUACUGGCACUAGUGGACGGGUCACGUGUAAGAUAUCUGAUGAUGUGCCAUUUAAACUUGUGUCAGAGGUAAAGAAUUACUUCAUGCUUGUGAUUGAUGGAGUUUUAGACCGUGAAAAGUGUCCUCACUAUAACAUAAACGUGACUGCUGUGGAUGCUGGCACACCCCCUUUAUUCAGCAGUAAAACUGUAGCCAUAACAGUCACAGACGUUAAUGAUAAUCCUCCUAUUUUUAGACACUACAGCAGUGACUACAGCAUCAAAUUUGUAGAGAAUCAGCCUCAGGGAACCCUGGUUAUUAAGGUCAGAGCUGAUGAUGCAGAUGAAGGCCAGAACGCAAAAAUUCUGUAUUCUCUUUCAGAAGAUGCAGCCUCUCAUUUGUCCAUCAACGCAGAAACUGGUGAGAUAUUUACUCUGUGCCCCUUUGAUUACGAAUCAUCCACUCACUUCCAUGUUCAAGUUAUGGCAUGUGAUGAAGGCAGGCCAUCGUUCACUAGCACAUGCACUGUCCAGAUUUUUAUUGCAGAUCAGAACGACAAUGCUCCAGUUGUUCUUUACCCAGUUCAACUGGAUGGGUACCUUGCACAUGACAUUGUGCCUCGAGCUGCUCCUGCAGAUUACCUGGUCACCAAAGUUGUUGCGAUUGAUGCAGAUGCAGGGCACAAUGCAUGGCUGUCCUAUCGAAUUUUAAAAGCCACACGGUCUAAUUUGUUUUCCAUUGGACUGCACUGUGGAGAAAUUAGGACACUAAGGCCAUUUGCAGAAGAUGAAGAAAUCAAACAAACCUUGAUAAUCACUGUAAGUGAUGAUGGGCUUGAAUCUUUGUCUGCAACUGCAACUGUCAAUAUUAUGAUAGAAGAUGGCUUGCCUAUCAUCGAUGAGCUUGUUGCACGUGGCACAGAUAAAUCCCAUGGACACAGUGACCUUACUUUAUAUUUAAUAAUGGCUCUGGCAGGCAUGUCCAGUCUUUUCCUUGUGCUCAUCAUCGCCGUGGUCUAUAUGAGAUUAUGUAGAUACCGAUACAUGUACCGUUCAACUGCAAACUUGCCCAUUUUUCCUCCUACCUACGGACCACCUGGCUACUCUGACGUGAGCCGCUUAAAUACUCUGCAGAAAGAUGAUCGAUUUAAUUCAUUCUUAACCACAGGCUCAUGGAAAGGGGACUUCAGAUUUGGCUCUGACUUUGUUGAUUUGGACAUGAUGAAUAAAAGAGGGACAUUGUUGCAUGUGGGUGGCCACAGCGCCACACGUGCAAAGCUAUUAGUGCCACAUAAACUCUAACCCAGAUGAUUUGACCCUGACAUACAUAAAAAAAACCCUUAUCAAGAAAUUGUAUUGAAAAUCCUUUAAUCAAACAAAUGUCAAAUGUUCAUUAUUAUAAUGCACAUCUUCAAUUAGUUUCCAACUUUAAUGUUGUAUGUUCUUUUCAGCUUUAAUUUAGCAUGUGACAAGAUUUUUUACACUUGUAAACACAAACUCUAAAAAGAUACUUUAUUGUAUGUUUAUCUGCUCUAAGUGUGUGUGUGUGUGUGUGUGUGUUUGUUUGUGUGUACAGUUUGCAAGGAGAUUUAAUCACUUUAUUUAGAAAUCAAUAGCAUUUCAGUUUGUUUGGAUGUUUACUUUCACAUGAGCACUCUCUUUUAAUCACAUUUAGUUUCAACUUCAAUUCUCUUUCUGUACUCUAGAUCCAUUUGGGGGGUUAUGCAUAAGCUUUUGUAUCAUACUGUCUCCAUUCUUAUCUGUUAUUGUAAAAUUGAAGUCUUGUAUGUGCAGUUUAUUGCUGGUGACUUUAAACUUACAAUUCAAAUAAUAAAUAUUUAAUUUGAACCAUGGUAUAACAUGAACAAUGCAUGUACUUAUUUAUACAGAUAUACAUUUUACCAUGUAUUUUAACAUUUUCUCUGAAUAGUGCUAUUUAUGUGCAUUAUGUGCUUUGUAAAGUGUCUUUCAGUUCUAGAAAAGUAGUUAUGUCAUAAAAUAAGUUUAUCAAAAGGAACACACUCUGAGUC
Molecule: messenger RNA, 3274 nt
Organism: Carassius carassius (crucian carp)
Lineage: Eukaryota; Metazoa; Chordata; Actinopteri; Cypriniformes; Cyprinidae
Product: protocadherin gamma-A4-like
Exons: 1
Coding region: 147-2546 (799 amino acids)
Biological process (GO): homophilic cell-cell adhesion
Cellular component (GO): plasma membrane
Molecular function (GO): calcium ion binding
Source: RefSeq, a predicted model, not a curated record